GUUGGUGGUCGAAGUGCGUGGCAAACACUCUCCGUUAAUGAAGAUGGGGGAAUAUUGUUACUGAAAAUGAUAAGGACAUAAACGUAAAUUUGGGUCGUAAAUUAAGGACAAACAAAGACAAAUUCCAGAGAAGGGAAAGUGCGAAACAGUCAGAGAGUGGUCGUUUCUUUCCUCUGUCUUGGAUGAAAAAAUAGAGAGGAGGGGUAAAACCAAAGUGUGUAAAAAUCCGAAUGAUUGUUGCUGAAAAACACUGAAGAUUGCAAGAAUGGGAAGAAAGCGAGUCAAUGUGAGAGAAAAAGCGUCCGCGUCCGCAGCGAAACAAUGGAAAGCAAAAGAGAAGACAAGUACUGAGUGUGGUCCAAAUGACAUUUUGCCCAACUCAUUUUCCUUGGCGAUACACCAUCAGGGUGAGUUCAGAAGCUCUCCCAGCAAAGAAUACGUGGGAGGAAGGGUAGACUAUAUAGACAACUGUAAUGCUGAAAAAUGGUCACUACAAGUGCUUGAUGAAUGUGCAGUAAGACUAGGAUACCCGAAAGAUGCUCGUUUUGGGUGGUAUGGUAGGAUUCCUGGUAUGCCGCUUGAGACUGGACUAUAUUUUUGCAUGUGUGAUUGGGAUUGUGAUCUUCUAGUAAACACAUUGCCACUGAAUAGAGUGGCAGAGGUUUAUCUACAAGUUGGCACUGAUGAUAAUCCAGUGAGGUUUCAAACUCAAAAAACAGAGUAUGUAGACAUGCCUGAAGGCCACAAAACUUCUGCUAAGCAGGAUACAAAAGAUAAAGAAACAUCUGAAAUGGACAGUGACAUAGCAAUACUGGAAGAAGUUGACUUCAAUGAUAUGGACAACAGAAGGAAAAAUGUGGCUGAUGACAACAGUAAUGAAGUUGCUACAAACAGUCAUGAGAAUUUUGAUUCCAAAAGUCCUAAUUUGCAACAAGAAGAGGACAACAAGAGAGAUAAUGCAGGGAAAGAAGCACAAAUGGCAACUGAUAAUGAUAUCCAAGCUGAUGAGACUGAUGUGCAGGCUGAUAAUAAUGUGCAGGCUAAUGAUGAUAUGCAGGCUGACGACAAGUUCGAUGAUCCAGAUUAUACGGGGCAAGUUGGGGAGGAUGUUUUAUUUGAUGAAGCCUUAAAGAUUGGACAACAAUUUGGCGUGCAUAAAGGAGCUCCUGAAGUUGGACCUUCUACCAGCAAAGACAGAAGAAAGAAGAGAGCAAGUAGGGAAGGAGAAGCUGUUGACGAAGUAAAUAUUUGUGAUGAGCCUGACAUGGUUAAUGUGGAGGAUAUGCAGUCAGAAUAUGAAACAGAUUGUUCUAGAGAGUUGAAGAGUGAGAGUGAAUCCGAAGACGAAGAUGGUCGUAAGAGAAAUAAGAAGCCUAAAUUUUCAGUUUUUAAUGAGAAAACUGAAAUGAGAAGUCCAAGAUUUAAGGUAGGCCAGAGGUUUUCAUCAGUUGUUAUUUUUAGGUUGGCUGUUAGAAUCCAGGCUAUUAUGGAGGGAAGGGAUGUCCAAUUCAUAAAAAAUGACACAUAUAGGGUACGGGUGAAAUGCAGAGGCUGUGAAUGGCAAAUUUUUGGCUCAAAAAUGCAAGGUGAAAACACUUUCCAGAUCAAGACACUUAGCAAGGAGCACACCUGUGGACGUGUCUUCCAUAAUAGAAACAUGACAUCAAAACUAGCUACCAGGUUGUUUGUAGAUGAGGUGAGAAAAACACCAUCCAUGACAGUCCAGGAGCUCAUGACUAGGGUGACUGAAGAAUUAAAUGUAGAUUUCAGUCUUAAACAAGGCUAUAGGACAAUGAAAAAAGUAAGAGACAUAAUUGAAGGCAGUCAUGAAAAACAGUAUGCAUUGUUAGAGGACUUCUGUGGUGAAUUGAGGAGAGCAAAUCCUGGAUCGACAGUGUUCGUUGAGACGGAUGAGGAUGAGGAUGGGAUUGUCAGAUUCAAAAGGCUUUACAUGUGCUUAGAGCCAUUGAAGAGAGGAUUUCUAAAGGGCUGUAGGCAUUGGAUUGGGUUGGAUGGGUGCUUCUUAAAGGAUACAUAUGGUGGACAACUACUUACAGCCGUGGGUAUGGAUGGGGAUAAUAAAAUGUUUCCACUAGCUUUGUCACUGGUUUUUGGGAUUGCUUGUACAAGAUUUGGAAAUAUCAGAUUCCAGUAA
Molecule: messenger RNA, 2155 nt
Organism: Coffea arabica (coffee)
Lineage: Eukaryota; Viridiplantae; Streptophyta; Magnoliopsida; Gentianales; Rubiaceae
Source: RefSeq, a predicted model, not a curated record